This is a messenger RNA of Miscanthus lutarioriparius, 2016 nucleotides long. Lineage: Eukaryota; Viridiplantae; Streptophyta; Magnoliopsida; Poales; Poaceae. The record is from the annotation of a GenBank genome assembly.
AUGCCACUCCACGUCCACCUCCUCCUGCUGCUCCUCUUCGCCACCUCGCUUCCCUCCUGUGUCAAUUCCUCCUCUUGCGCCGGACGCGACGACGCGGCCAUCGUCGCCGCCGCGUUCCGGUACGUGCAUAACUUCCGUGCCCCGAGAGCCAAGGCGGCAUGCCAGCCGGUCCGAGAGCUCCGCCUCCCGUCGCGGAACCUCACGGGCGCGGUGUCGUGGACGGCGCUGGCGAACCUGACCGCGCUCGCCGCGCUCGACCUCUCGGGCAACGCGCUCCAGGGCGCCAUCCCGGGCCGGUUCUGGCGCGCGCCGUCGCUCCGCGCGGUCGACGUCUCCCGCAACCAGCUCGGCGGCGCGCUCCGGGUGGAGGAGCCCAACCCGCGGCUCCAGUCGCUCAACGUGUCCGGCAACCGGUUCACGGGCGUCGACGGGGUGGAAGGGCUCUCGGGGCUCGUUGCGCUCGACGUGUCGGCGAACAGGAUCCGCGCGGUGCCGCGGGGCCUGCGGCGUCUGGCGCGGGUGAAGCGGCUCGACCUGUCCUCGAACGCGAUGCAGGGGAGGUUCCCCGGCGACUUGCCGCCGCUCGGCGGGGUGCGUUCCUUGAACGUCUCGUACAACAGGUUCUCCGGCGUGGUGGACACGGGCGCCGUCGCGAAGUUCGGCCACUCGGCGUUCGUACACGCGGGCAACGCGUCGUCACUGGUGUUCUCGGACAACUCGACAGCAGCGCCACGGCGGCCGCGGCCGUCAUCACCUCCUGGUCCUAGUCCUCUUGGGAAAAGUAAAAAGAAGGGUGGUUCUGGGACGACGACGACGAGGAGGGGCAAGAGGAGGAGGCAUCUGAGCAUCGUGGCGGUGGCAGUGAUAUGCGGGGUGGUGUCCCUGGCCAUGCUGCUCUGCCUGGUCGGGUGCGUGGCGUGCGGCGCGCUGAGGUGCAGGCGGCGGCAGAAGGGAGGCAAAGACGACGAGGAGAAGAAGGAGAAAGCACAAUGGAGCGAGAAGGGCGACGAGGAGGAGGACGUGGUGGUCGUGGCGGCCAGGGGCGCGUCGUCGGCAGCGCCCGUGGUGCUGUUCGAGCGGCCGCUGAUGCAGCUCACGCUGGGCGACCUGGCCGCGGCCACGUCCGGCUUCGGCCGCGAGUCGCAGCUCGCGGAGCGCGGCGGUCGCAGCGGCGCCGCGUACCGGGCCGUGCUCCCCGGUGACCUGCACGUCGUCGUGCGCGUCGUGGAGGGCGCCGUGGCCGGGCUCCGCGAGGACGACGACAACCCGGCGGCCGCUGCCACCGCGUUUCGGGAGCUCGCGCGCCUCCGCCACCCGAACAUUCUUCCACUCCUUGGCUACUGCAUUGCAGGCAAGGAGAAGCUACUACUUUACGAGUACAUGGAGAAGGGCGACCUGCACCGGUGGCUGCACGAGCUGCCAGCGGGGCGGCCGGACAUGGACGACACGGCGGGCAGCGGCGACAUCUGGGAGGCGGCGGAGGUGAAGCGGUCCAUCUCCGACUGGCCGACCCGGCACCGCAUCGCGCUGGGGGUCGCCCGGGGCCUGGCGUUCCUGCACCAGGGGUGGGCCGGCGGCGGCGGGUCGGCGGUCGUGCACGGCCACCUGGUGCCGACCAACGUCCUGCUGUGCGACGACCUGGAGCCCCGGAUCUCAGACUUCUUCGGGCACAACCACAACGGCAACGCGACGCCCGAGGGCGACGUGUACGGGUUCGGCGUGCUGGUGCUGGAGCUGAUGACGGGGCAGGCCGGGUGGGACGAGGCGUCCGUGAGCUGGGCGCGGGGCAUCAUCCGCGACGGCAAAGGGCUGGACAUCGUGGACCCCAGGGUGCGGGACGAGGCCGCCGCCGGCGCGGAGGCGGAGGCGGCCGAUCGGGAGAUGGUGGAGUGCCUAAGGGUGGGGUACCUCUGCACGGCGCACUCGCCGGACAAGCGGCCGACGAUGCAGCAGGUAGUGGGGGUGCUCAAGGACAUCCGGGCGGCGCCUCCUACCACGCCCAGGCCGGGCAGCUGA